GCCCGCCGCGGCGCGGGGCGCGCCCCCCCUCGACCGCCAUGCCAGCGGCCGCGCAGUCGGCGCCGGCUCCCGCGGACCCCGCGGGCGGUGGCGUGGCCCAUGCGGCGCGGCGAGGUGGUCGGGCGGCGGAAGGGCCGCAAGCUGCAGGGCAAGCGGCCGCUGCGGGUGCGCGCGGCGCGGCGCGGCGAGGAUGACGGCGAGGGGGGGCCCGUCGGGCUGCACUGGUACGUCAUAGGCCUGAGCAUCCUGGGGGUCGCCGGCCUCUCCGUGGUGAACGUGCUGGCGCUGCCCGACAAGCCGGGCGGCGCCCCGUAUCCGCCGCUGCUCCGGGGCGGCGCCGAGGCGGCCGAGGCUGGCGGCGGCGCCGCGGCGGACGCAGCGCAGCCCGAGGCCGAGCCCGUAUGGAGGGAGCCGCAGACGCCGCCGCCGCAGCAGCCGCCGCCCCGGGUGGAGCCGCCGCCCCCCGCGCGGACGCGGCCGCCGUCGCCGCAGGCGCAGGAGUGGCAGAAGCUCGCGCAGAGGUCCGCGGAUGCAGCCAGCGGCCUGUUGCCGGGCCGUGCGCUGGACCACCCGGCGGGCGCGGGGCAGGCUGCGGCGAAGGGCGGCGUGGCGUCCUUCGAAGGAGACGCGUGGAUGUCCCUCCUCACGGGUGCGGACUCCGACGAGAUCGUGUUCAGCGCCUGGAUCUUCCUGCCGAAGGUGGCGCCGGGCAGCUUUCCGGUCUCGUCGGGCUCCAUGAAGACGAUCGCGUCCACGAAGAUCAGCGGGUGCGAGGUGCAGAGCGAGGCCUCCCAGGGCUGGUCGCUCUGGGUCCACGAGUGGGGCACCACGAACCAGCAGCUGCGGCUGUCCUGGACGGCAGAGGGGAAGGCGUGCAACGAGCUGUUCUCGCGCACGGUCCUCGUGCCCUACGACAGGUGGAUCCGGGUGGGCUUCGCCUUCUCGCGGCAGCAGAACACUGCCCGGCUCUUCCUCGGCGACAGCCUCAUCGCGGAUACCAGGCGGAGCAUUGGCGAGGCCGUCAGGGCUGGCAGCCCCCUGCCCCUGGAGCAGGUGGACAUCACGGCCCGGGCUGUUCGGGCGCCAGGCCAGAAGGCCGCGCUAUAUCUCGGGGCCCACCAGCCCCAGCCCAAGGACUCCACCAGCGUACAGUCGCACGUCUUCAUCGGCUUCAUCGGUGACGUGCGCAUCGUCCACGCGGCCGCCGAGAACGCCGAGGCAGCGCUCCACCUGCUGAGGCUGCCGUCCAGCGACCUGCUGGCCCAGGCGAUCGUGCCGGCCUCCGCGAUCGCCCUGGAGGUGCAGUUCCAGGUCGGCGCCGAGCCCGAGAACCUCGUAGACAGCAUGGCCAUCACCGCGCGGCGCAGCGACAACCCCGCGGAGGACAGCGGGGCCGUGGCCCUCGUGCCCUAUGCGGAGCAGCCGCGCGCCCCGAUCCUCGCGGACACCGGCGUCGUGGCGGGCCCGCCAGGGCCCACGCUGGAGCCCGCGGCACUGCGCGCGACCUGGCCGGCCGAGUGGACGAGGGCCUGGAGAGCGAGGAGCAGCUGA
Prorocentrum cordatum is the source of this 1551-nucleotide messenger RNA. The record is from the annotation of a GenBank genome assembly. NCBI's taxonomy places the organism in Eukaryota, Dinophyceae, Prorocentrales, Prorocentraceae.